CUCGCGCGGGCUCGGGGAGCCCUUCGCACCCGCCUAACAUCGGGCACUAUCACUGCCGGUCACCAGCGAAGAUGCGCAUCCGACCAUGCUCACGAUGAGCACGACCACCAUCACGAAGUUGACACCACCGUGUACCCUGCGGAGGGCUUUGGCUCCCGCAUGUGGCUUUAUCUCGCCGCCUUCUCCGCGGCAGGCUUCACCUGGUACAAAUUCGGGGCGGAGCCGACGACGGCCUCGUCCUCCAUCACGCGCUGGCUCACCAAGCUGCAAGUGCCAGAGGAGAUCUGGGUGAAGCGGAACGAGCAGCAUCUGCUCAUGAGCACGCAGAAUGCGGAGGAUAUCCAGCUGACGAGGGACGCGAAGCUACCGAGCGUGCACCGGUAUUGGGGUCCGAUGUCUAUCGGCCAGUGCUCACCACACGGUCGCCCCGUCGGGAUGUCUGUCGACCACAGCGAUGUUCGUGUCAAGGCUGAGCGAGAAUAGAUGUAUAUACUUAAUCCCGCGGUCAUCAAUCAUGGUUCUGAAUCUGCUCGAACGGCGAUGCAUCUCGAGCACUGCAUAGCGCCUUCGUCGGAUUGAGUGAAGCUGUCCUUGAUGACUAUAUUUUCUGUGAUAGCUUGAGCUAGUCGUAGCAGUGAACAACGAAAAGAGGAUCAU
Punctularia strigosozonata HHB-11173 SS5 is the source of this 657-nucleotide messenger RNA. RefSeq lists its product as uncharacterized. Gene Ontology annotation, cellular component: mitochondrion. NCBI's taxonomy places the organism in Eukaryota, Fungi, Basidiomycota, Agaricomycetes, Corticiales, Punctulariaceae. Bases 160 to 483 code for a protein of 107 amino acids. The record is from RefSeq and is a predicted model, not a curated record. The transcript is spliced from 3 exons.